Closterium sp. NIES-65 is the source of this 5454-nucleotide messenger RNA. The record is from the annotation of a GenBank genome assembly. NCBI's taxonomy places the organism in Eukaryota, Viridiplantae, Streptophyta, Zygnematophyceae, Desmidiales, Closteriaceae.
AUGACAGCCCUGCACCAUUCCGCCCAUCCCUUUUCUCCCAUCCCUUUUCUCCCAUCCCUUUUCUCCCAUCCCUUUUCUCCCAUCCCUUUUCUCCCAUCCCUUUUCUCCCUUCCCUUUUCUCCCAUUCCUUUUCUCCCAUCCCUUUUCUCCCAUCCCUUUUCUCCCAUCCCUUUUCUCCCAUCCCUUUUCUCCCAUCCCUUUUCUCCCAUCCCUUUUCUCCCAUCCCUUUUCUCCCAUCCCUUUUCUCCCAUCCCUUUUCUCCCAUCCCUUUUCUCCCAUCCCUUUUCUCCCAACCCUUUUCUCCCAUCCCUUUUCUCCCAUCCCUUUUCUCCCAUCCCUUUUCUCCCAUCCCUUUUCUCCCAUCCCUUUUCUCCUUCCCUUUUCUCCAUCCUUUUCUCCCAUCCCUUUUCUCCCAUCCCUUUUCUCCCAUCCCUUUCCUCCCAUCCCUUUUCUCCCAUCCUUUUCUCCCAUCCCUUUUCUCCAUCCUUUCUCCUUCCCUUUUCUCCCAUCCCUUUUCUCCCAUCCCUUUUCUCCCAUCCCUUUUCUCCCAUCCCUUUUCUCCCUUCCCUUUUCUCCCAUCCCUUUUCUCCCAUCCCUUUUCUCCCAUCCCUUUUCUCCCUUCCCUUUUCUCCCUUCCCUUUUCUCCCUUCCUUUUUCUCCCUUCCCUUUUCUCCCAUCCCUUUUCUCCCUUCCAUUUUCUCCCAUCCCUUUCUCCCAUCCCUUCUCUCCCAUCCGUUUUCUCCCAUCCCUUUUCUCCCAUCCCUUUUCUCCCUUCCCUUUUCUCCCAUCCCUUUUCUCCCAUCCCUUCUCUCCCAUCCGUUUUCUCCCAUCCCUUUUCUCCCAUCCCUUUUCUCCCUUUCCUUUUCUCCCAUCCCUUUUCUCCCAUCCCUUUCUCCCAUCCCUUUUCUCCCAUCCUUUUCUCCCAUCCCUUUCCUCCCUUCCCUUUUCUCCCAUCCCUUUCUCCCAUCCCUUUUCUCCCAUCCCUUUUCUCCCAUCCCUUUUUUCCCAUCCCUUUUUUCCCUUCCCUUUUCUCCCUUCCCUUUUCUCCCAUCCCUUUUCUCCCAUCCCUUUUCUCACAUCCCUUUUCUCCCAUCCCUUUUCUCCCAUCCCUUUUCUCCCUUCCCUUUUCUCCCAUCCCUUUUCUCCCUUCCCUUUUCUCCCUUCCCUUUUCUCCCAUCCCUUUUCUCCCAUCCCUUUUCUCCCUUCCCUUUUUCCCACCCCUUUUCUCCCUUCCCUUUUCUCCCUUCCCUUUUCUCCCUUCUCUUUUCUCCCUUCCUUUUUCUCCCAUCCCUUUUCUCCCAUCCCUUCUCUCCCAUCCGUUUUCUCCCAUCCCUUUUCUCCCAUCCCUUUUCUCCCAUCCCUUUUCUCCCUUCCCUCUUCUCCCAUCCCUUUUCUCCCAUCCCUUCUCUCCCAUCCGUUUUCUCCCAUCCCUUUUCUCCCAUCCCUUUUCUCCCAUUCCUUUUCUCCCAUCCCUUUUCUCCCAUCCCUAUCUCCCAUCCCUUUUCUCCCAUCCCUUUUCUCCCAUCCCUUUUUUCCCAUCCCUUUUUUCCCUUCCCUUUUCUCCCUUCCCUUUUCUCCCAUCCCUUUUCUCCCAUCCCUUUUCUCACAUCCCUUUUUCCCAUCCCUUUUCUCCCAUCCCUUUUCUCCCAUCCCUUUUCUCCCUUCCCUUUCUCCCAUCCCUUUUCUCCCAUCCCUUUUCUCCCAUCCUUUUCUCCCAUCCCUUUUCUCCAUCCCUUUUCUCCCAUCCCUUUUCUCCCAUCCCUUUUCUCCCAUCCCUUUUCUCCCAUCCCUUUUCUCCCAUCCCUUUUCUCCCAUCCCUUUUCUCCCAUCCCUUUUCUCCCAUCCCUUUUCUCCCAUCCCUUUUCUCCCAUCCCUUUUCUCCCAUCCCUUUUCUCCCUUCCCUUUUCUCCCAUCCCUUUCUCCCAUCCCUUUUCUCCCAUCCCUUUUCUCCAUCCCUUACCUCCCAUCCCUUUUCUCCCAUCCCUUUUCUCCCAUCCCUUUUCUCCCAUCCCUUUUCUCCCUUCCCUUUUCUCCCAUCCCUUUUCUCCCAUCCCUUUUCUCCCAUCCCUUUUCUCCCAUCCCUUUUCUCCCUUCCCUUUUCUCCCAUCCCUUUUCUCCCAUCCCUUUUCUCCCAUCCCUUGUCUCCUUCCCUUUUCUCCCUUCCCUUUUCUCCCUUCCCCUUUCUCCCUUCCCUUUUCUCCCUUCCCUUUUCUCCCAUCCCUUUUCUCCCAUCCCUUUUCUCCCAUCCCUUUUCUCCCAUCCCUUUCCUCCCAUCCCUUUUCUCCCAUCCCUUUUCUCCCAUCCCUUUUCUCCCAUCCCUUUUCUCCCUUCCCUUUUCUCCCAUCCCUUUUCUCCCAUCCCUUUUCUCCCAUCCCUUUUCUCCCAUCCCUUUUCUCCCUUCCCUUUUCUCCAUCCCUUUUCUCCCAUCCCUUUUCUCCCAUCCCUUGUCUCCCUUCCCUUUUCUCCCUUCCCUUUUCUCCCUUCCCUUUUCUCCCUUCCCUUUUCUCCCAUCCCUUUUCUCCCUUCCCUUUUCUCCCAUCCCUUUUCUCCCAUCCCUUCUCUCCCAUCUGUUUUCUCCCAUCCCUUUUCUCCCAUCCCUUUUCUCCCAUCCCUUUUCUCCCUUCCCUUUUCUCCCAUCCCUUUUCUCCCAUCCCUUCUCUCCCAUCCGUUUUCUCCCAUCCCUUUUCUCCCAUCCCUUUUCUCCCAUUCCUUUUCUCCCAUCCCUUUUCUCCCAUCCCUUUCUCCCAUCCCUUUUCUCCCAUCCCUUUUCUCCCAUCCCUUUCCUCCGUUCCCUUUUCUCCCAUCCCUUUCUCCCAUCCCUUUUCUCCCAUCCCUUUUCUCCCAUCCCUUUUUUCCCAUCCCUUUUUUCCCUUCCCUUUUCUCCCUUCCCUUUUCUCCCAUCCCUUUUCUCCCAUCCCUUUUCUCACAUCCCUUUUUCCCAUCCCUUUUCUCCCAUCCCUUUUCUCCCAUCCCUUUUCUCCCUUCCCUUUUCUCCCAUCCCUUUUCUCCCAUCCCUUUUCUCCCAUCCCUUUUCUCCCAUCCCUUUUCUCCCAUCCCUUUUCUCCCAUCCCUUUUCUCCCAUCCCUUUUCUCCCAUCCCUUUUCUCCCAUCCCUUUUCUCCCAUCCCUUUUCUCCCAUCCCUUUUCUCCCAUCCCUUUUCUCCCAUCCCUUUUCUCCCAUCCCUUUUCUCCCAUCCCUUUUCUCCCAUCCCUUUUCUCCCUUCCCUUUUCUCCCAUCCCUUUUCUCCCAUCCCUUUUCUCCCAUCCCUUUUCUCCCAUCCCUUUCCUCCCAUCCCGUUUCUCCCAUCCCUUUUCUCCCAUCCCUUUUCUCCCAUCCCUUUUCUCCCUUCCCUUUCUCCCAUCCCUUUUCUCCCAUCCCUUUUCUCCCAUCCCUUUUCUCCCAUCCCUUUUCUCCCUUCCCUUUUCUCCCAUCCCUUUUCUCCCAUCCCUUUUCUCCCAUCCCUUGUCUCCCUUCCCUUUUCUCCCUUCCCUUUUCUCUCUUCCCUUUUCUCCCUUCCCUUUUCUCCCAUCCCUUUUCUCCCAUCCCUUUUCUCCCAUCCCUUUUCUCCCAUCCCUUUUCUCCCAUCCCUUUCCUCCCAUCCCUUUUCUCCCAUCCCUUUUCUCCCAUCCCUUUUCUCCCAUCCCUUUUCUCCCUUCCCUUUUCUCCCAUCCCUUUUCUCCCAUCCCUUUUCUCCCAUCCCUUUUCUCCCAUCCCUUUUCUCCCUUCCCUUUUCUCCCAUCCCUUUUCUCCCAUCCCUUUUCUCCCAUCCCUUGUCUCCCUUCCCUUUUCUCCCUUCCCUUUUCUCCCUUCCCUUUUUCUCCCUUCCCUUUUCUCCCAUCCCUUUUCUCCCUUCCCUUUUCUCCCAUCCCUUUUCUCCCAUCCCUUCUCUCCCAUCUGUUUUCUCCCAUCCCUUUUCUCCCAUCCCUUUCCUCCCAUCCCUUUUCUCCCUUCCCUUUUCUCCCAUCCCUUUUCUCCCAUCCCUUUUCUCCCUUCCCUUUUCUCCCAUCUCUUUUCUCCCAUCCCUUUUCUCCCAUUCCUUUUCUCCCAUCCCUUUUCUCCCAUCCCUUUCUCCCAUCCCUUUUCUCCCAUCCCUUUUCUCCCAUCCCUUUCCUCCGUUCCCUUUUCUCCCAUCCCUUUCUCCCAUCCCUUUUCUCCCAUCCCUUUUCUCCCAUCCCUUUUUUCCCAUCCCUUUUUUCCCUUCCCUUUUCUCCCUUCCCUUUUCUCCCAUCCCUUUUCUCCCAUCCCUUUUCUCACAUCCCUUUUCUCCCAUCCCUUUUCUCCCAUCCCUUUUCUCCCUUCCCUUUUCUCCCAUCCCUUUUCUCCCUUCCCUUUUCUCCCUUCCCUUUUCUCCCAUCCCUUUUCUCCCUUCCCUUUUCUCCCAUCCCUUUUCUCCCAUCCCUUUCCUCCCUUCCCUUUUCUCCCUUCCCUGUUCUCCCAUCCCUUUUCUCCCAUUCCUUUUCUCCCAUCCCUUUUCUCCCAUCCCUUUCUCUCAUCCCUUUUCUCCCAUCCCUUUUCUCCCAUCCCUUUCCUCCCUUCCCUUUUCUCCCAUCCCUUUCUCCCAUCCCUUUUCUCCCAUCCCUUUUCUCCCAUCCCUUUUCUCCCAUCCCUUUUCUCCCAUCCCUUUUCUCCCAUCCCUUUCUUCCAUCCCUUUUCUCCCAUCCCUUUUCUCCCUUCCCUUUUCUCCCUUCCCUUUUCUCCCAUCCCUUUUCUCCCUUCCCUUUUCUCCCUUCCCUUUUCUCCCUUCCCUUUUCUCCCAUCCCUUUUCUCCCAUCCCUUUUCUCCCAUCCCUUUUCUCCCAUCCCUUUUCUCCCAUCCCUUUCCUCCCUUCCCUUUUCUCCCAUCCCUUUUCUCCCAUCCCUUCUCUCCCAUUCCUUCUCUCCCAUCCGUUUUCUCCCAUCCGUUUUCUCCCAUCCCUUUUCUCCCAUCCCUUUUCUCCCAUCCCUUAUCUCCCAUCCCUUUCUCCCAUCCCUUUUCUCCCAUCCCUUUUCUCCCUUCCCUUUUCUCCCAUCCCUUUUCUCCCAUCCCUUUUCUCCCAUCCCUUUUCUCCCUUCCCUUUUCUCCCUUCCCUUUUCUCCCAUCCCUUUUCUCCCAUCCCUUUUCCCACAUCCCUUUUCUCCCAUCCCUUUUCUCCCAUCCCUUUUCUCCCUUCCCUUUUCUCCCAUCCCUUUUCUCCCUUCCCUUUUCUCCCUUCCCUUUUCUCCUAUCCCUUUUCUCCCUUCCCUUUUCUCCCAUCCCUUUUCUCCCUUCCCUUUCUCCCUUGCACUCAUCCCGCACGUGCAUGUGCGGGUCCACAUUGGCUCAGCUGCCCUCAACGACUGCAAUGGGCGGCAGCAGCAGGGGCAGCGCUAUCCUCCACCUACCCACCUCUCUCUCCCCCCAACCCCGCACUCACUCGUGAGGCGAGAGCCGGUGUGGAUUGGCCCAGCUGCCCUCACAGUCUUGCAAUGGGCAUAG